Messenger RNA from Symbiodinium pilosum, 1533 nucleotides. Lineage: Eukaryota; Dinophyceae; Suessiales; Symbiodiniaceae. The record is from the annotation of a GenBank genome assembly.
AUGGUUGACCUGGGUACACGCCUGUCCUUGAAGGAUGCCCAUUCGCCAGCUCGACUGCUGGAAGGCAUAGAUGAGGUUCCUCAGGAAAAGCGGCGGGAGAUGGGUGAAAAGCUGCAGCGCGCUCUCCUGAAAGCCAAGUUCAUCGGUUGGGAGUCGAAACAGAUGGCAGUGCGACGACAUAAUCCGGACUACAUUCCACGGAGGUGCCCCCAAGCCUGGUCUGUUUUCAUCGGCUUUGUCACAGUCGCAAUAAUGUCGGCUUUCCUGGUGGUUGCGCUGAUGGUGCUCACAUUCUUCUUGAACAUGAAGUCCCACCUGAUUUACAAUUGGGGCGAUUGCCUGAGGGACAAUUGCAACAAUCCCUUGCACAAGCAUGGGAUUAAAGGAUUGCUCGCCGAUGUGUCCGUGGACAUUGCCUUGGCGUUGAUCUUCGUUGUCUUGCUUGGGGAGGCUUGCAAGGCACUGGCGGCUUUGCUAGCCAAGCUUUGGAACUUCAAGUACAUGCGGCGACGGCAGUACAUGCAAGCGAUGCUCUCCCUCUUCAUCGAGGUCCUAGCAAAGGUUGGGGUAUUCUCGCUGUUGGCCUUUAUCUUCUUGCCAAGUUGGCAUGCAGACCCGGUAUCCACAGAGCUGCCAGAUGCCAGGGAGGCCUGCGCGGAUUUCCCAGAUUACCAGAUCUGUGCUCGCAUGGCAGGGUGCGAUGUAGGAGACGACCCACUAUGCUGCAGUGGUACCUUGCUUUGUGCCAAAUCCUUUUUGACAUUUGAGAACAGGCGCCUCCUUUUCGAGCAAUGGCUUCUUGGACCAUUCAUCGUCUGUCCGUUCGUUGACAUGAUCCCCGCGCUGCUUGCACCGUUGAUUGCCAAGAGACUAAACAACUGGGCCGAUCAUAGAGAUACUGGGUCACAGGCACACCGUCGUGGCAUUUGUACGACAAUCCGCAGAUUCUUCGGACAAUGCUGCUGUCUCUGCUGCGGUGUUCCACUCACCCGGCUGCUGUCACUGAUCUUUGUCUUGGACGCUGAAGUGACGGGAUUGCGCUAUUUGUGCUGCGGUCGCACUUUUGCUACGACAGAACUUGACAUGUCUGAUGUUGAUGAUGAGUGCUGUGAGAGAUGUUUGGACGGCCCAUUGGAGCAAGUCGUUUUGCGGGAGUUCGAUGCGCUGGAUGAGCUUAAGGACAUCAAGCUGAACUUCCUUUUCGUGGUGCUGUUUGCCCCAGUGCUACCCUGGGGAAUCAUCCCUACGCUGCUGGCGAGACUUCUGGAGGUGAGGUGCAAGCUCCCGAAGCUAUUUCUGGUUCGGCGGCGGAGCUUCCCCCGCGAUGCGCAAUUACUGCACAGCACGCAGGGGAGCUUUACUGAUGUCGUGACCUCCUUCGCAGUGUUUUGGUAUUUGGGACUAUCCAUGGUCACAUACAACACCGAGUUGUACAGAUGGAGUGCUGCAGAACUUCUGCUGAUCUGGCUUGGGUUGGGUUUUGCUGGAUCGAUACUCGUCAGCUCCUUGUCGAUAUAUAAUCAGCUUGUUUGA